Penicillium verhagenii is the source of this 1506-nucleotide messenger RNA. Its product is annotated as MATE family efflux transporter. Gene Ontology annotation, biological process: xenobiotic detoxification by transmembrane export across the plasma membrane. Gene Ontology annotation, molecular function: xenobiotic transmembrane transporter activity; antiporter activity. Gene Ontology annotation, cellular component: membrane. The record is from RefSeq and is a predicted model, not a curated record. The transcript is spliced from 2 exons. NCBI's taxonomy places the organism in Eukaryota, Fungi, Ascomycota, Eurotiomycetes, Eurotiales, Aspergillaceae. The coding region runs from base 1 to 1506 and encodes 501 amino acids.
AUGUCGCAUGUCACCGACGAUGCCCGAAUAGACAAUGUCAAUGGCCAAGACCAUGACUCGCCAAAUGAACAAACCUCGCUCCUUCCACACCCGACUCCUCAUCCCACCACAUGGAGCGAAAUUGAGAGUCAAAGAAAAUUCUCUGAUUCUCCCGGGAAAUGGUGGCUAGCAGAAUGUUGGGGGUUAUUGAAGGACUCGUUGCCCGUGAUCUUUGGAUAUACGUUACAAAUGAGUCUACAAACCACGACGGCAAUUAUCAUAGGACAAUCUUCUCCCAUGAACUUGGCGGUUGCAGCAUUUUCACAGAUGUUUGCGCUAGUUACUGGGUGGAUGAUUGCCUUGGGAGGAACAACGGCUCUUGAUACUAUUGCUUCGUCAACCUUCACUGGCAGUGAGAACAAGCAUGAUCUGGGAAUCUUGCUUCAACGGGCGCUCGUUGUUUUGAGCAUCUUUUUCAUACCCAUCGCUUUUCUCUGGGCUUAUUCGGAUCCUUUAUUCAGAAUGCUUGGUCAAGAUCCUGAGCUCUCCUAUCUUAGUUCACAGUAUCUCACGGUAUUGAUCCCUGGUGGACUCGGGUAUAUCUUUUUUGAGGUCAUGAAGAAGUACCUGCAAGCUCAAGGACUAAUGAGAGCCGGAACGUAUGUGCUUUUGAUCGUUUUGCCAUGCCAUGUGGCAAUGACCUAUCUCUUCUGCUAUAAACUGGAAAUCGGCCUACUCGGCGCUCCUCUAGCUUCCGACAUCUCAUACUGGCUAGCCUUUGCUCUCCUGGUACUUUACAGCAAGCUCAUUGCUGGCUCUGAGUGCUGGGGUGGCUUCUCGAGGGCAGCUUUCGACAAUAUGUGGACAUUUGUGCGGCUAUCACUCUUGGGUAUCAUGCACAUCGGAACGGAAUGGCUUGCCUUUGAGAUUGUGGCACUGGCAGCAGGGCGCUUAGGCACGAUCGCAUUAGCUGCUCAAAGUGUAAUCAUGACCGCUGACACCGUUAUGAACACAAUCCCCUUUGGUCUUGGUGUGGCAACGUCUUCCCGGAUUGGCAAUCUACUCGGCGACCGGAGUGCAAAGGCCGCGGCACGCACGGCUCAGAUAUCUGCAUUUCUGGCCAUCAUCUUGGGCUCGAUGGUCCUGGCGGUGCUUAUGGGAACCCGAGAUCAUUUUGCCAAAAUUUUCAAUGAUGAUCCGCGAGUGGCAGAGCUGGUGUCGGAGAUCAUGCCACUGGUUGCUCUUUUCCAAAUCGCAGAUGGUCUCAAUGGAAGUUGCGGUGGCAGUUUGCGUGGCAUGGGCAGACAGCACAUUGGCGCUGCUGUAAACCUGGUCAGCUAUUAUUUAUUUGCCCUGCCGUUGGGCAUUUAUCUUGCAUUUCAUGGCUGGGGGCUGAAGGGCCUCUGGGUGGGCCAGUGUGUUGCCCUGUACUGCGUCGGAGUUGUGCAGUGGAUUAUUGUUACGUGCAGUCGAUGGGACAAGGAGGUGAUCAAGGCAUUCGAUCGCAUGGAUACCCAUGAUGAAUAA